UUUUACGUUAACGAUACCGUAGUACAAUUUUUUCAUUCACUUCCGUGUUUGUUUACAUCUUGGAAUAGGAAUAUAUUUCGUGUAUUCCUUCUAUCUAUCGAGCAAUUAAAACUGUAAACAUUAUGACGACACCUGCUAGACCUGCACCUCCAAGACCCCAGCCCAAGCCAGGUCAAGUGAAGGUUUUCAGAUCACUCUAUGCCUACACAGCCCAGCAAAGUGAUGAAUUGACAUUUGAUGAAGGUGACCUACUCUAUGUGACUGAAAUGACAAAUGAUGGUUGGUGGAAAGGAAGAUGUGGAAACAAAUCUGGUCUUAUUCCUGGAAACUAUGUUGAAGAAAGCAUGGAGUCUGUAGAUUACCCCCUCCACGAAGCAGCCAAACGAGGCAAUCUAGCCUUCCUUCAAGAAUGCAUCGCAAAUAAGGUAUCGGUUAAUAGUCUUGAUAAGGCUGGAGCUACACCUCUGUACUGGGCAGCGCAUGGUGGUCACAUAGAUUGCAUGAGGGCAUUACUAGCAAUACCAAACUGUCAAAUCAACGCACAGAAUAAGAUUGGUGAUACAGCAUUACAUGCAGCAGCGUGGAAAGGUCAUAAGGAAGCAGUACAAAUACUCUUGGAAAAUGAUGCCCGAACAGACUUGCCAAAUAAAGAUGGUAAAAUUCCUCAACAACUAUCCUCAAAAGAUCCAGCUACAGCAGCACUUCUAAUACCCCAGAGGACUUCUUUUAUUGGAUAUGAUGACGAUGAUGAAUAUCUUGAUGAUGAUUCAGACUGAUACCACAGGAGUCUUGAAAGCAAUUUCUUGUGUGAUGUAAAUAUUUAUUUUUUUGUACAAAAAAAAACAACAGCAAACAAUGAAAACAGGUUCAUAUAGGGUAUAUACAUAUAUAAUAUAUAGGAUUUUAUAUGAAUUAUUGUUUUACAAUCGUGAUUCAGGUAGUGAAAUAUAUAAGGAAUGAAGUGGGCAACUUAAAUGGAUUGGACUGUUUUCACCAAGGUUACAACCAUCUUAAUCUAGAUCUGCAAUUAUUAUUUAAUUAUAUUACGUUUAUCAUCAUUAUUAGACAAAAUAUGAGAUUAAACACUGAUCAUGUGACUUGUAUAAAGUAUUUGAAGACUAUUUGCUGUUUUUAAAAGAGCACAACUUAUAAAUCACCCUCCGAGACUUGACAGGAUAUUCGAUAGUGCCUGUUUAAAAAGAGAAGUGUCACUGAAUUUCUGUAGAUUACCAUUUAAAAGUGAUUGCCUCUUUGACCUUGAAAAAUACCUGAUUGUACCGAACAAUUAAUAUUCUUUCCAAUUAUCCAUUACAAAUUCAUAAUGUACACACAUUUUUCAUGGACCACUGACAAAACCUUUUUUCAAUAAAAAUUCACUUACCUUGGAUUGCAAAGGGGACAGGUCAAGAAAAAAAACUCUUAUUGCAAUGCUAUUUUCAGUCUGAAAAUGUUUCAUGAUCUCUUUUCCAUUCUCAUAGGUUACAAUAUCAACUCAUUCCUAGGAAAACUUCUAAAGUGCUUUUUGUAACCCUGUCACAUCUUCAGGGUGAUUGAAAAUAGGAUAAUAUUUUACAUUCAAUUUUUUCAUUUGAAAGUCAGAUCUGUUGAUUUGUGCUUUUCCACUGUUUGCACCAUUUUGUCAUACUCCGAAAAGUUCCUUGAAUGAUACUAGCACUAAAACCUUUUUUGGUAUAAACUUGAUAAAUGAUUCUCUAUUUUGCAUUUAUUAAUUAUUUGAGGUUUAGUGUUAUAUCUACUAAGAUUUCUCAUGCUGUCUUAGGAAAAUCGACACUUUUCACACAUGCAUGGGAAAUGAUAUAUUUCACCUGGUAGGGAAUUGAGCAGAGAUGGAGAGAGAGCGAAAGAAAGGUGAGAGGGAGGAAUAACAAGUGAUAAAAAGAAAUACGUAGUAAUAGGGCUUGAAAUCAAUUUACAUUUCCAUGUGCAUUGAAACAAGGUCAUGUGACAGCCAAGAUAACAUGGAUAACAUUAAGCAAUGAUUCAACGAAGCAGGAUUAAAACCUUUUAAAUAAUUCAGGAAAUAUUUGCGCUUGCAUGUACAUGAUUGACCUGAUCCACAUUUGAUGCAUGAACUCAAUUUUGUGCAA
Messenger RNA from Lytechinus variegatus (green sea urchin), 2108 nucleotides. RefSeq names its product osteoclast-stimulating factor 1-like. Lineage: Eukaryota; Metazoa; Echinodermata; Echinoidea; Temnopleuroida; Toxopneustidae. Gene Ontology annotation, biological process: signal transduction. Gene Ontology annotation, molecular function: protein binding. The transcript has 10 exons. Bases 123 to 776 code for a protein of 217 amino acids. The record is from RefSeq and is a predicted model, not a curated record.